Molecule: messenger RNA, 345 nt
Organism: Rhipicephalus microplus (southern cattle tick)
Lineage: Eukaryota; Metazoa; Arthropoda; Arachnida; Ixodida; Ixodidae
Source: RefSeq, a predicted model, not a curated record
AUGAACACCCUGACUAUUGCAGUCGUCGUCUGCGCCAUCCUCGCCACUGCAUCAGCCGGUGGCAUCGGUCUUGGCUACGGUCAUGGCUACGGAGGUUAUGGUCUCGGCUAUGGGCUUGGUGGUGGCUACGGUGUCACCGGCGUCGGCGUCGGCAGCAGUGUGGCAAUUUUAGGCGGUGGGCCUGCCUUCACAAAGGCCGUAGCUGGACCGGCCUUCCUGGUGAAGACGGUGCAUCACGUAAACAAGCUGCACAAUGGAGGCGCUCUGAUUGCCCACUCCGGCCUCGGCAGUGGUUACGGUGGCUACGGAGGAUACGGAUAUGGAGGUUAUGGUUACAAGUGGUAA